UAUUAUUUCUCGUGUGUUUUUAUUAGCGUCAACAAAAUGCAGUGACAAUGUCAUAACUAUGGCGAUUUUUUUUUCUAUAAUACGUGUAGGGAUGCCGAUGUGGAUGUCCCAAACAUGUAGUCACCGUUUGAUUGGUUUGUAGGAGCAAUAAAAAAAAAAAAAAAAAAAGAUUAAUAUCGGCGUAUUACUUUAAAAUUGUUGUGAAUAAUUGUUCGGUACGAAUAUGUAAUGUAUACAUGUUGGGUGUAUGUUAUUACGUCACGGCCGUUACGGGUAAACGCCGAAAUCUCAGAAACGUCCGGGCAAAACGUCAUAUUUCGGCUUUUUUUUCGGACAAAUCAUCUAUAUGGUAGCGAUCAACAUUAUUCGGGUAAAACUGCAACGUCCGUAAAUUUAAAUUUUUCACAUAUUUGAGAUUUGUCCGAUUUCGGUUUUUGAUCGUAAAUUAUACAUGUACGUCUUUUAUUUUUAUUUUUUAUAUUUUUCAUUAUAGUUUAUACCUGUAAACUAUUUUCUUAAUUGCCAAAAAAAAAAAAAAAAAUGAUAACUGUUGCUUUUUUUGGGACGAGAAAACGUAAAUAAAAAGCAUAAAGGUUGUACCUAUAUAAUACGAAUUAAGAUAAUUAUAUAAAAUAAUCGUAUUAAAAUAUUAUAAGUAGUGCUAUGUAAAAAUAUUAUGACGUUUAAAAUAUCAAUUCAUUUUUAAUUAAAAGAUCACGACGAUCAUAACAUUUAAUACAUUUUUAUGCUCGUUGCUAAUAUUUUUUUUUCUCUAAAUAAUUACUAAUUAAAUUUAAUUAUAAAACAAAACUAUCUAUGGAAUUUCGAAUACCUAUAUAUUGCUAUUUGAACAUCAAACGUUCACCCAAUUCCCCUCUAAAAGGUCGUCUAAACAUUUCAAGCGCACAUAUAAUUGUUUCGUUACACAUUUUGUGUAUUUAGAGGAGAAAAUUGUUGUAAUAUAAAAUUCUGAUCAUACUGCAAUGUAUUUAUAUUUUUUUCCGGGAUUCGGUCGUUGUUAUACGCAUAUGAACAGGCCCGGGGCCCACAUUAAUAAGGAAACGUAUUCUGUUAAAAUGGAAUAAAUGGACGGAAAAAAAAAGUCAUCAAAUAUUCAACUCAUAAAAUGGGUGCCCCCCCCCCACCCUAAAUCCGGGCCUGCACAUGACUAGUGAGACUAGAGGCGAAGCUAAAGUUUCUCUAGGUACGACCAUUUAUUUUGACUAUGGCUUUUACAAUAUAAAUGUAUGACAUUGAUGAUAUGACGUAGCACGCAGGUAACGAUUUAUUGGUACGUGUGGAUCGUACGAACACGAUCGUCGGUGUUCGACUUUUUUUUCAAUAUGUCCACUGCUGUUUUCUUAUCAAUUAAAAAUAAUAUUUCCCGUUAUCAGUGUCCUCCGAGGAAAUAAGACGUGUUGACCCGCAUUUGGGCAACGAUUUAAAUCGACUCAAAUGUUCUCCGCCUCGUUUACCCCGUUCCAGGCGACAUCGGUUUCGCGCGUAUAGAUCGUGUUCCCGGAUCCGUUUCUGUGAUGCAAUUUUCAGAAAACGGUAACUCGCUGAAUGACACAACCAUCAUCGACUGCCUACAUGGUUUUUUCACGUUCACCAAGCUCUUCACGUUAACUAUUUUGGACGAUUAUUUCUCGUUGAUCGAUUUCCAGGUCUCCCUGCACGAAUUCCUGCAAAGCGUACUCAACUUUGUCAGCUUCGAUCAGUUCCAGAUCGAGAUAUUCAACUUCCUGAUACUGUUCGAGACUUUGUUGCUUGCCUUGUUGAUAUAUAUCUGGGCAAAAUACAACAGUGAUAUUUACGAACGUUUCCUGUUGAGUGGUUGGUUUGGAUUUAAAAAAAAAAAUAAAAAUAUUAAGAUAAUUACCAGGUAUUAGUUUCUGAUGUAUUUAAAUGGUAUUUGUAUUUUUUCAGACGCAAUAGUCGAUGAACUGAAGGAGGACGUGUCUCAAUUAAAGUUACCCAAGUCGUACACUCCUAGAAUAUAAAAGAAGAUGAGUGAUAAAUUGAAAAAGUUUUUCCAAAAAAAGAAGGCUGACGUCAAGUUUAAAAGAGCUGGCCCUGGUCAUCGUCUCAAUGAAGAUACUGCACCAAAGAAUGUGGCGAAAACCGGAGAAACAUCUCGCUCUAACAGAGUCGAACCUACAGAUGAAGCCAAACAAGCAGCAGCUGCUGCCUUGGCUAGAUUUGAAAGUAAAAAAUCUACUACUGGUCCAAUAAACACGUUAGUUUAUUUUUUUUAACAUGUACCUAUAUUAAUUUAAUAAUGAAUUUGGCUUAUUUAUUGGUACUUAGUGAAAUUGAUUUUUCAGUUCAUUAGCUGCUAUCAAAUCGAGAGCUCGAAAAGAAAUGGAAGCAGAGAGAAGAAAAGAGAAACAAAAUGAAGACACAUUCACACAUUUAGAAGAAUUAAAAACCAGUACUGAUGUUUCUGGAACAUUAGCUACUAUUGGUGUUUUUUUCCAAUGUCCAAUAAUAGGCAAGUAUUUUUUUUCUAACUAAUCAAUCUUUAUUUUUACCUUGAUAAAUCAUAGGCAAAAAUUGUUUAUAAAUGUUCGGGUGAUGGAAAACUGGCACCCAAAAUGCCGAUAGGAAAAAAAACUGACAUGCACAAUUGACUGAAAAUUAAAAUACUGUUCCAAUAAUGAAACACUAUGAAUAAAAUAAAUUAUUAAUAUAAUAGUAUUAUGGCUAGUGAAUUAGUCCAAAUGAUAAAUUGUAAAAUUUAAAAAAAAACCAAACCUAACCUAGUGUGCCUUUUGUUAAAUGUUUAAUAGCAAUAAAUCUUUUAAAAGGAAUCGGCCAAGGAUUAGAUUUACGUUAUCAAAAUGAUAAUAAACUCCACUUAACAUUAGAUCUUAUAAUUAACUUUAUAUCUUAAGUUGGAUUCUUGUUAUUUAUUCAAUACACAAUUUAAGUUUAAAUUUAUUUGUAUAAUACUUUGCUUAAAAUCGACAAGCAUUUUCUAAUAGGAAGACUGAUUUAUGCAUAUGGCAACGCAUACACAAAAGUUUUUUUUUUAAAUUUUUAUAUUGAAUAAAAUUAGCAAUUUAGUAAAAAUAAAUUCUAUAUUAGUUUUAAAAAAAUUCUUUAAUAAAACAAUCAUAUUUAUAGGUUUGGAAGUUUGAGCGCAUUUUUUUUUUUUCAGGGAACAUUUGGUGUCAAUUUAUCAGAUGUAUUGGAAUUUGUAAAAGAAAGUGUUUUUGAUGAAGAACAACCAUUUAAUUUGAGACUAUGCAAUAGAAAAAUGUUUAGUCCUGAAGAUGAACAUAUGACUUUAAUUGAAUUAAGCUUAGCACCUUCUUCUAUUUUGCUGUUUACUAACGAUCCACCUAUUAGCGAUCAGGGUCACCCUUAUUUGAAAGAUGAACUUAUGUCAUUGGUACAAAAUACCUUGUAAUCUUCUUCUUCUUCAUCGAUUUUUUAAAGGCCAUUGAGGCCCAUUACCGCAACACAAAUUUGCUUCCAUCUGUCUCUGUCCUGUGCUAUUGUUUCUCCAUCUCAUAUUCCAAUUUCUGCUAAAUUCUUCUCCACCUUUGUUUCGGCCUGCCAAGUGGUCUNAAUUUAAGUUUAAAUUUAUUUGUAUAAUACUUUGCUUAAAAUCGACAAGCAUUUUCUAAUAGAAAGACUGAUUUAUGCAUAUGGCAACGCAUACACAAAAGUUUUUUUCUUAAAUUUUUAUAUUGAUUAAAAUUAGCAAUUUAGUAAAAAUAAAGUCUAUAUUAGUUAUAAAAAAAUUCUUAUAAAACACAAUCAUAUUUAUAGGUUUGGAAGUUUUAUCACAAGAAGAAUGGCAUGUAAAAAUAGAAGAAUUUAUUAAAGAACAAAUGAAAGAUGAUCCUAUUUUACAAUCAAUUCUACUAAUACAAAACUGUAAUCAUAACCGGUCUAAAGUAAAUAUAUUUUAAAGGUGGACUUAUGUACAAUUAAACAUUAUAUUUAUUUUAUUUUAAAAAGGUGGAAGAAUGCAUUAAGUUAUUGGUGACUUAUGCAGAAAAUAUUAUUAGGAAUAGAGAGGAAGUGAAGUAUCGUAAAAUUAGAUUAACCAAUAAAACAUUUAUGGAAAAAGUGUUACCAAUUAAGGGAGCGAUCGAGUUCUUAGAAUCUAUAGGUUUUAUAAAACAAAAACUAAUGCAUGAAGACCAAAUGGAAAAUUUCUUAGUUUUUCCUGAAGACUGUUUAAAUAAUUUGGCUAUGGUUCAGUCUACUGUGGACGAUUUACAAUCGGCAGAACGCAUACAACUGGUUUUAGAUAGAAAUGUUCAAGUUCUCCUACCAUCACAAGCAUCAAAAAAAGUGUCAUUACCUCCAGAGUUUUUUAGUAUGUCUGCUGUUGAACUAAAAAUUGAACAACAAAAGCGGUAAGCUCUUAUAACACAUUAAAUAUACUAUGUGUGAUGUUAUGUUUGUUUUAAUACUAGGACUGAGAAUAUUGAAAGUGAAAUGGUACUCAAAACUAAAAAAAUGCGCAUUAAAGAACAGAAUAAACACAAUUCAAGGUAUAAAUAUUGUUUGAUUCGCGUGAAGUUUCCAGACUGUUUGUAUUUACAAGUAAUUUCACUGAGUAUAUAUUUUAGUGCAUUAUAAUUUGAGCGCAUUUUUUUUUUUUCAGGGAACAUUUGGUGUCAAUGAACAUUUAUCAGAUGUAUUGGAAUUUGUAAAAGAAAGUGUUUUUGAUGAAGAACGACCAUUUAAUUUGAGACUAUGCAGUGGAAAAAUGUUCAGUCCUGAAGAUGAACAUAUGACUUUAAUUGAAUUAAGCUUAGUACCUUCUUCUAUUUUGCUGUUUACUAACGAUCCACCUAUUAGCGAUCAGGAUCACCCUUAUUUGAAAGACGAGCUUAUGUCAUUGGUACAAGAUACCUUGUAAUACUCAUAAAUUUUCAAUGGAUUGUGAUAUUAUUUUAAUAAUUUUUGUUUAAAUCGGGUACAAUCAAUUAUUGUUAAAUUAAUGGAUACAUU
Molecule: messenger RNA, 4977 nt
Organism: Cinara cedri
Lineage: Eukaryota; Metazoa; Arthropoda; Insecta; Hemiptera; Aphididae
Source: the annotation of a GenBank genome assembly